This is a messenger RNA of Racocetra persica, 120 nucleotides long. The record is from the annotation of a GenBank genome assembly. NCBI's taxonomy places the organism in Eukaryota, Fungi, Glomeromycota, Glomeromycetes, Diversisporales, Gigasporaceae.
ACCUUGUUAGUUUUGAAGGGCUUAAAAUUAAUAAUGGUGACCAAUUGACUACAAUGAACUCAGAGUUUAUAGCAUCUGGUUCAGAGAAAUUUCUUGAUCAAUUACUAUUCAAAACUGAAG